GGAAUAGAAAAACAAUUUGGCAAACAAAGAAAUGGGGAUAACGUUGAAAGGAGAAGUGGCGAAGAGAAGAUAAAAAGGGAAAGCAACAAAAGCGGUGAACACGGUUUUCAUUGCAUUGCAUGGAAAAUAUAUGUGCAGCAAAUAUAAAUGAAGCGAAAUUGAAAUCGGCAUAGCCAAGUGUUCGUAAACCUCAGUAGUUGUCUAUUUAAUGCGAAUAGGGUUCGGAAGGGUUGCAGCGAACAAAGAAGUGCUCACAGAGGGACUUAAACAAUUAAUGAAUUAAUGCAUUGAAUCAAGUAGUCGGGACGCAAAAGAAAAUAAAAAAAAGAAUAUAGAUCAGUGAUCGAAAUAUUCGGGGAUUUCUUCAGUUUACAUCUGAACUCAUUAAAUUUAAAGUUCAGUGAAUAUCUUCUGGCGCUGAUACUAUGGCUGAUCCUGAGAAGCAGAGCUUGAUUAACAAUGAGGAGACCAAUAAUACGUAUUCUACAGGGCAGCCUAGUGCUGUAGUAGGCAGUGUUGGGGGCGGCGAAGCAGGUGCGGCUGUUAUUGCAGGAGCAAAUCCGACUGAAGGCGGUGUUUCCCAGGCAAAUGUUCCAUUUGUGGGUCCGGAUGAAUUGCCACCGCCUUAUCAGGCAAACACUGGAACUGGUGUACCAAUGGUUACAUGCAGGGUGUGCCAAAACAUGAUCGAUAUUACACUAAAAAGAGAUCAGCAUGUAGUGAAGUGCACCCACUGCAAUGAGGCAACUCCAAUACGUAAUGCCCCUCCUGGCAAGAAGUAUGUGCGUUGUCCAUGCAACUGUCUGUUGAUAUGUAAAAGUUCGUCGCAGCGCAUAGCUUGUCCUCGGCCUAAUUGUAAGCGUAUUAUAAAUUUAGCACCGAGUCCAGUUACCCCACCCGUACCGGCUAUGCCAGGAAUGUGCCGUGUAACUUGCGGACACUGUUCGGACACAUUUUUGUUUAAUACGUUUCAUAAUGCAUUGGCGCGCUGUCCCCACUGCAGAAAAGUUUCGUCUGUAGGAUCGCGUUUCGCUUGCGGACGCGGUAUUUUGUUCGCUAUAUUAGGAUUGCUAUUCCUUAUUGCGGGCAUCGGUAUUACUGUUGGCACGUAUAAGUAUGCAAAGGAUCAUGGCGGUAUCGUUAUUGCUUAUAUUGGCCUAUUUCUGAUUGCAGCCUUUUUGGGUGCACGUUCUGUUUAUUAUUUCCGUUUAAAAGUAAGCGCCAUAGAUGGUCCGAUGUAAGGGCGUAUUUAAAUGUUUUUGUAUCAUUCCUUUUGAUAUUAACGAAACAAAUCAACACAACAUAAACACAUUAAGCAUAUAAAAAAGCCAGAGGAAGAUAGAAUGAAAAAAGCAGGUGUAGAUGCAUAAAAAAUACUACUUAUUACCGACAACAUUCACUAAUGAAUAAUUUUCAAAACACACCGUAAAAUACAUAGUUCACCACUCUAAAUAAAUAUGCAAUCGAACAAAAAAUAUUGCAUUACAAUUAAUUAUUCGAACCGGGUAAAAAUAAUAAUAUUGCAUUAAUGCAAACUAGUUCUAACGCAUGUAACACGAUGCGUUAGCAUAAAUGACCUAAUAUUUGAUAAAAUUCACUAAUACAAUACCCCUUUUGUACAACAUAAUCUCAGCAGUCAAAGAAGACGUAGAAAGUCUUCAACUUUACGCCUCAAAAUCACAUUUAUGUAGAAAUAUGCUUUGUUUUAUUAAAAAGCAAACUCAAAGGUAGACAACUUUUUACGUGAUUGGUUCAGUGUUUUUAAGAGUUUGGUCGCUUGAAUAAAUUCACCUUGUUUAGAUAAAGUAAGCCUUUUGCGAAUCUCUGUCUAAUGGUUUACUAUGUGAUUGGUUCUGCUAUACUUAUAUAUUACAAUUUUAUCAUAAAUUAUCAUUUUGUAACUUUUGUAAUUGUAUUUGUACGUAAAUGUUUUUAUUCCCUGGCUGAAUUACAACAAAUAAUGUUGAUCUGCGGUGCAUACACGUGAAUAGAUUAUAAUUAUUCAACACACACAAACGAAAAACGAAAAAUCCCGCUUCCGUUACAAUUUGUCUUAGAUAUAAAGUUCAACAUACUUAUAUAAAAAAUGGUCCUCACAUGUAUGAAGUUGUCCUGCAGCUAGUAAACGCAUGUUUGUUGAUUAGCCUGUAAAAAUUUCGGCCAUUUAAGAUCGAAAAUAAUAUGUAUAAACAAAAAAACAAAUAUAAGCCUAGAAUGGUUCGCGUAUAAAUUCAACAGAAGCAUUCAGUAGGAGGAAAUAAAGGCAUAGGAGAAGGAAAAAAAGCAAAUCUGAAUUCUAUAAACAAACAUUUAAUAUUAACUAUAUGAUUAAAUGAAAUAUUAUGGAACUUAUACAAUUAUAUUUAGAUUAUUACGAUAUACUGUAAAUAAACGCGAAAAAAACCAAA
This is a messenger RNA of Bactrocera neohumeralis, 2408 nucleotides long. Its product is annotated as type 1 phosphatidylinositol 4,5-bisphosphate 4-phosphatase. Gene Ontology annotation, biological process: phosphatidylinositol dephosphorylation. The transcript is spliced from 6 exons. Gene Ontology annotation, molecular function: phosphatidylinositol-4,5-bisphosphate 4-phosphatase activity. The record is from RefSeq and is a predicted model, not a curated record. Gene Ontology annotation, cellular component: late endosome membrane; phagocytic vesicle membrane; lysosomal membrane. Bases 426 to 1241 code for a protein of 271 amino acids. Lineage: Eukaryota; Metazoa; Arthropoda; Insecta; Diptera; Tephritidae.